Messenger RNA from Oryzias latipes (Japanese medaka), 1826 nucleotides. It is a transcript of the gene tmem221, whose product is annotated as transmembrane protein 221. The record is from RefSeq and is a predicted model, not a curated record. Lineage: Eukaryota; Metazoa; Chordata; Actinopteri; Beloniformes; Adrianichthyidae.
CAGACAGACAAAUAGAUAGUUUACUUUAUUAAUCCCCACAAAUUAGUUCAAACAGCUCUCUGGCAAGAAAAGAUAAAAGACAUGGUACAAACAGUUUGAUUUUUUUAAAAUCAAUUAGAAAAGUAAAAAUACUGCAUUAACUAAACUAACUAAAAGGGUGAUUAUAACACAACUUUUAACAGACAAAAACAUCCAAACGUUUUUACUAACUAAGAACUAUUAGUAACUAUCAUGUAGUAUUUUUAAUUCACAGAAAUUGACAAUAUUUUGUACUAAACAGAGAGAUGAAAUGAGAGAUUCCCAGAAAGAGCAAAGUAGAAUCCCAUGAAGGUGGAGGUCCUUGUUGUGGCGGGCUGGGGCUGAGCUCUGCCUCUCCCGCGGACACGUCCGUGCAUUGUUCUGUGGCGGUGGAGAAAAACUCCAUUGUUGUUGGGAACUGUUAAUCUGGGGAUUGGAACCCCGUCACGUGCUCGGACGGGGCAGCGGAGAUCCAGUCCGAGGACAGCGACCGUGCUGGACGCUUUACGCACGGACGCGCCGCGCGCCGCUCAGUCAGAGACCGUUCGUCCUGGGGAGCAGGACCACCUCUGGACCUCAGGAACGCCAUGGCGCACCAGUACAGCCAGAGAUCCCUGCUGGUUCUGUCCUUACAGGGGGUCCUGUCUGCCAUCAUGGCAGCGUUAUCGGUCAUUCUCAUUUUCCAGCUGCAGUCCCUGCGCGCGGCGGGCGGGGACUCCGCGCUCAUACCCGCCUCGGUCUGGGCCGUCCUGCAGCCCGUCUCCACGGUCCUGUCCGCCCUGUCCCUCACCCUCCACCUGAGCUCCGUGCUGGUGUGCCUCCUCCACAGCUACUUCUCAACCGAAGUCUGCAGGGAGGAGCAGGACACCCACAGAGCAGACUGGUUCCUGUUGGACAGCAUAGGAGUGCGACACGUGGCCAUUGGACUCUUCUGUCUGGGAGUGUCAGUUUACUUGAUAGCCAUGUCGAUCUUCAUGCUCCUGAUAUUUGAGACGGAGACGGGCAUUGCAAGCGCUUGCAUCCUCUCCUCAGGAAUCCUCAUCCUGUUUGUGGCUGUGAUCCAUUCUCUGGUCAAAGCUUCCCACUCUGCCAGACACUACCGAAGUGACCACAUCCACAGCCUGUAUGAGAACCAACAGGGAAGCAGCAGCCUGCCCCUCUCAAGGCCCUGCGAGCUGAGGGUGGGCGUGGACCAGCCGCGGAUUCACCGCAGCCAGUCUCACCUUCAGCAUCCGGUCCCGUACCAACCGUGCAGCAGCCGGAGGCAGCAGGAGCAGUAUGAGCAGCAGCACUCUCCCGCUGAGGGGCUCCAGGGACACAUCAACGACAACGAGUGCUACAAUAGUGGGGGCAGUUUUCCCAGAAUGCACAGGACUCUGUCCACCGAGUCGGCUCUACUACAGGCCCAGACUAAACCCUGGAAUGGGGUCAACAACGAAAUGAGGAGUGUUCUCGCACGGAAGUCAGGGAUUUCUGCUAAAGACUCGACUCUCGUGUGACUGUACACCAGGAAAAAGAAGGAAUUUCAAGUUCAUAGAUCCAACUUUCAGUUUUGUAUGAGAUCAUUUAUUCUGAUAUUUGUAUUGUGCUCAAAUGUAGUGUUUUGAUUGAAGGAAAACUCAUCAACAUUCUCUUCUUUUAAAUGGACACAAAUGAAAUGAAUAAAAAUGUUGUGGUCCAAGUAUCAAUCAGGCAGACAGAUAGCUUCCAUUCUGAUCAUGUUCUUCCCUCUGCCGUGUUCAGGCGUUUGUGAGUCAACUGUAAAUAAACUCAUAAAGACAGACUCCAGGGUUUGAAGGGUUAGUUAA